Molecule: messenger RNA, 441 nt
Organism: Brenthis ino (lesser marbled fritillary)
Lineage: Eukaryota; Metazoa; Arthropoda; Insecta; Lepidoptera; Nymphalidae
Source: the annotation of a GenBank genome assembly
AUGAAAUUGAACAGAAAAUGUUCAUGUGCAUUCUGUGCGGGGACAUUAAACACUCUUAGAGCGGGUUUAUUGGUUAUCGAUCGAUACAACAAUAUACAAUUGAUUCAAAGACAUUAUCCGUAUUCAAGUAAUACUAAAUACAAAAAACCUAAUGAAUACAACGAAACACUCGAAGCCGACGACAACGAGGCCUACGACGAAUGCACAGACGCAGUCUCUAAACCCAAUGAUCACGAUGACACUGAUGAUAUGAGUUUAAACUCGUCGCCGCCGCCGCCGAGAUCAUCAUCAGCGUCGUCGUCGUCAUGUUUCGAAUCAUGGAGAGCUCCUCGAAAUUCAUUGCAUCAAACCAACGAUGAUACCAUGUCGACGCACUUGCCUAUGUCGCCGCACGUUAAUAAGUUUGUUAGAGUCCGGCUCCCGUCAAUUUGUCAAUAUAAA